GAGAUAUCUCUGCAGCUAAGAUACGCUAACUAGUUGUGGAAGUGGGGUGCGCCUACCCACCGUAACAUGUAGCUUAACAAAGUCAACGCUACCUGGCUUUUAAGGCUGUCAAUUGAAGAAGCAAGCCCGUGUCUUCUUGAUGCCCUAGCACUCUUACUUUGAUGUAGUCUUGUCAUUGUGCAUGUGAAUAUCUCGUUGAAGGGGGAACGAGAAUCAGAUCAGGUCUGCAACUCUUAUGUUCGCGCCUUGUGUUUCCAUUGACGGAUCUCGGCGUCAAGAAUGCACACGCUAUCCCAAUCCCGCUCGGGCCCCGCGAGUGACAGCGGCGACACGGCUGGCGAGAUCAGAGAACUCGACGAAAAGCAUCUCCCGAGGUCGCGCGAUUGGUCUGGGAUAAUAAUGACAACGCUUCGGCUCUUCCAGUUGGCUUAUUCCGCCUUUGCAUACUCGACGCUCUCUGGCUUCGGCGCUCCAGCGUACCUCCAUCGGCGUGGCUCAUGGCAGCAGCACCCUGAUCAGGAGCAUCACCAUUCACCGCAGACAAUGCGGGCGAUGCGGUGGUUUCGGAUACAGGCUCUCGUGAUCCUAGUAUAUCAGACCAUCGCAUUCCUUGGCGCGUUCCUGUCUCGGAUGCUAAAGUCGAGGAGAUGGCCUUUCGCCCGCAUGGCUACAAUCUUCGGUGACGGCUGUACCGUCAUAGCCGCGCUCAACAUCAUGGCUUUGCUAGACUCGCCCCACGAAUCUCAGUGCCAUGGCUUCGGCCAAACCACUCACUUCCUCGCGCACAGUCCGACAAGGCACGGCGGGCCGGAGCAUGUCGGCACUGGCAGGCGGCGUUCUGUAUGCCGAUUGAUGGACGCGGUCGUUGGACUCGGCGUCAUCUUCAUCUUGUCACAUUUGGUGUCGGUCAUCAUCACCAUCCGGCGUGUCAGCAGUCUAUCCCAAACAGGGUACGCCAAGGUGCGAAACACCGAAGACGUGGAGCGGGGAUCGGCUCGGAGUCCCAGUCGUGCUGCCGAAACGAGCUCGCAGCCUAUGCUACAAAGACAGCCUACGCCGCCCCCUCCUUAUCGCCCUGUUGUGCCCGAGCUAGCCCAGGAUGAUUUGAGAGGUCGGUCCUCCAUAGACACGACUUUGUCAGUUACUCCUGAUGUCUAUUUGGUGUCUGAUGGAUGGCGUGCACCUGAGGAACCGCCACAGUAUUCGAGCAGGCCACCGAGCCUGCAUAAUAUAUUGUCUUGAACUCGGCCCUUGGGGUUUGUUUCGCGCCGACGUAAUGAUAUCCAAGCAUAUAGAACUUGUAAUGAAGAACAACUGUUUUUACUGCAUCCUGUUACAGUGGCGUCUCAUUGGCAUCCU
This is a messenger RNA of Canariomyces notabilis, 1359 nucleotides long. RefSeq lists its product as uncharacterized. The record is from RefSeq and is a predicted model, not a curated record. The transcript is spliced from 4 exons. Lineage: Eukaryota; Fungi; Ascomycota; Sordariomycetes; Sordariales; Chaetomiaceae. Bases 280 to 1242 code for a protein of 320 amino acids.